Molecule: messenger RNA, 1641 nt
Organism: Phytophthora sojae
Lineage: Eukaryota; Oomycota; Peronosporomycetes; Peronosporales; Peronosporaceae
Exons: 4
Coding region: 1-1641 (546 amino acids)
Source: RefSeq, a predicted model, not a curated record
AUGACUUUCCUCCACGCGCUCUGUGCAGCUUUUCUAUUAUCCUGUGCCAAGCUCUACUGGAUCAUGGAGAACGAGUACCUCAACUACUUUGCAAAUUUAUUAGCCCCAGUGCGUGACCGACACUUUCGGACUGUGGGCGCUGCACUGGGAGUUCUGGGGGCAGCUCACGGGUUGCUGCUCCUCAGUCAUAUCGGCGCAUCUAUUAGUGCUCGACAGCUGACAGCUUAUGCUCGGGUUUUUGCGGCUCGAAAACUUGUGGAGAUUGCCACUCAGGUCCCAAACGCCUAUCUGUACAGCACGCUCAUUGCACGCCCAUGGAUAAAUCACUCCAAGGUGGCGCUCGUUGUUGCAAACUGCUGGUCGGCUUUCUUGAUCCACCAAAUACUGCUCCGAUCUGGGUCUGCACGAAUGUCGGUAAGGGUUGUAGCGAUCGUUAUCGACUCGUUGAUCUCUGUUGCGACAGCCAUCGUCCUCCCAAGCGCCAUCUUCUUACCCUACGCCAUGCAGUUCGACUACAAGAACCUGAGCUUCCCAAUGUCGCUGCUCUACGGUGACACGGAGUUUCUGAACCUCGUACUGGAGAACCGUGCCUUCUUCUUCAUGUCGUGGACAAACGCGCUAAUCACAGCCGUUCCCCAUGCCAGCGCCUUCCUCGUCGCGACUGCAACAUUUGAUGUAUUAUCACGGGCUACCACAAGAAUGCAAACUUCUACUCGACUGCACCGAAUUGUCAUCCCGACGAUCUUCGUCACUACAGGAGCAGUGGUUCUCGUGCUGCAUCUCGAAGCGCAGUACGGUGUUGUGAAUGGCGAUAUCGAGGUCAUCAAGAGCAUGUGUCUGCAGCAAAUGCACCCGUGGCUCGCUUCAAACUUCAGCUGCGCCAUUGUCAAGUACAAUUGCUAUCGCGCGAUGGUGCAGACCCCUCCCCUCGACAGCCUUUACUGGUUAGAACGUGAGAUGCUGCGGAGGAUCACGUUCAUGCACUGCCCAGCACUUGUCGUACCUCCGAUCAUCCGCGAAUUUCCAUCGCUCAUGGGCAUUGAGAUCUGGAACGCAACGCUUGAAAGGUGGGGAGAAGAAGCCGCCCUGUCGGCCCAACUACACGAGAAUAUGCUCUUCGUUAUGUUUGUGUUCGUGAAUAUGACCGGGAUCCCCGAUGGAAUUCUGCAGUCCCCUCUCCCUAAACAGUUGAGAGACCUGGAGUUUGUUCACACGAACCUGACGACAAUUACCGAAGACGUCAUCGAGCCAUGGAGUGGAGUCAGCAUCAUUUACAUUGAGCACUCGCAACUAAACGAAUUUCCCACCAUGUUCAAGCACCUCCCUGAACUGAGCGAGCUUUCACUGAUCAACAAUAAGAUCACGGCGAUGCCAAUUGACUUCCUACUCACUGCGAUCCCAACAUAUUACUACUCGUUGUCGUUCUCUCGGAAUCCCUUGCGAGAGCUACCGGAGGCUCAUAAUGGCGACUUGUACAUCUCCUACCUGACUUUGGAGUUCACGCAACUGAGAGAAUUGCCAGAUGAUCCUAAAUUUCCUCGGACUGCACUAUGCGGGAAGAAUGAGCAGGAUUGGGACCCCCUUGGCGACGAUCGCUACCCAAUGCACCUCAUCCAGCCAUUUCGAUCGCUGGCGGCAUAG